This is a messenger RNA of Lachnellula hyalina, 1059 nucleotides long. It is a transcript of the gene Acer3, whose product is annotated as Alkaline ceramidase. Bases 1 to 1059 code for a protein of 352 amino acids. Gene Ontology annotation, cellular component: endoplasmic reticulum membrane. Gene Ontology annotation, biological process: ceramide biosynthetic process; ceramide catabolic process. The record is from RefSeq and is a predicted model, not a curated record. The transcript has 7 exons. Lineage: Eukaryota; Fungi; Ascomycota; Leotiomycetes; Helotiales; Lachnaceae.
AUGGGUUUCAAACUGCCCUCCUUCGAGUAUCCUCGGGCGAAAUCAGAGGAUGGUUAUUGGGCGCCCGUUACUUCCACGAUAAACUGGUGUGAGGAGGACUAUUAUGCCACAAUUUACUCUGCCGAAAUAGUUAACACUCUCACGAACCUACUCUUCGUAUAUCUGGGGAGCAAGGGCAUUCGCAACUGUCUAAAGUACGAACAUGACAGCGUUUACUUGGUGGCGUUUGCAGGGUAUCUGCUCGUUGGUGUUGGGAGCUUUGCUUUCCAUAGUACAUUAAAAUAUCCAAUGCAGCUCGUGGAUGAGCUUUCAAUGAUAUACACGGCUUGCCUUAUGUGCUAUGCAACAUUUUCUUUCUCCCAGUCUCGCCUGGUGCGCCAGCUGUUAGGUGUCGGAUUGGCCUCUCUUGCUAUUUUUAUUACACUUUAUUAUCACUACCUGCAAGACCCAGACUUCCACCAGAAUGCCUUUGCCAUACUCACAGCUCUUAUUCUUUUUCGCAGCAUGUACGUUAUGGAGGUGAACAUCCGGCCAUCGUUCAAAAAGAAAUACGGAUCGGUAUCACAAAAGUUUGAAGGAUUGUCGACAUCAGAGCGCUUAGCAAAUGCACAGAGAGAUACAAAAAUAUUGAACGAGAUGUGGCUGAUGGUGGGCAUUGGCCUGUCGAUUUUCCUUGGUGGAUUCGGUAUUUGGGCGUUGGAUAUCAAGUACUGUGGCACGGUCCGGCGUUGGAGACAUCAAAUUGGUCUGCCUUGGGGAAUACUCCUCGAGGGCCACGGAUGGUGGCAUUUAAUGACAGGCUAUGGAGCUUACUGCUAUCUUGUUUGGGGAGUUUGGCUUCGCCACUGCUUGAAUGAGAGACAAGAUGAAUAUGUGCUCAAAUGGCCAAGCAUAUUUUUCUCAAUCCCUGAGGUUGUUCCACUCUCAGUGUAUCCUCAGGGAGAUGCUUCUUCAAUGAAUGGCCAAUCCAAUGGACACAAUGGACACAUCAAUGGGUACACCAAUGGCUAUGCUAGCGGCAACGGUCAUGUAGUGAGAGAGGACCGAAAGUCUGUUUGA